AUGGCGCAAAUCAAAAGACAAUCCGUGGUUCGUGCAUGGAGAGAGAAGCCAACGCAACAAGACCUUCUAAUACAUCUAGUCCAGAAUUAUGCGGCGAAAGUCAACUGUAUCCUCCUGGAAAACUCACAAGCCCUCUUUAUCCCCUUUCAUACCCUCACUACAUGGAUUGCAGUUGGACCAUUUCCAGCACCAAUGGAAGAAAAAUUUUACUACAGUUUACUUCAUUCUUGCUGGAAGGUAGUUUACAGUUGUGGAUUUGACUAUUUGGAAGUUUAUAAUGGAGAUUCAGCAAAUACGACGAAACUGGGCAGAUUCUGUGGAAACCAAUUACCAAGAAGCCUGGUAUCAUCUGGACUCAAACUCUUCAUCGUGUUUCACUCGGAUUAUAGCGUGUCAGCACCGGGAUUUGUUCUGAACUAUUCAACACCAUUAGAUGUAAAUGAAUGUUACUUUGGAACACACAACUGCGCUAUUGGAGCGUCAUGUGUCAAUACGAAUGAAUCGUUUUACUGCAUUUGUGAAAACGGUUAUACCGGAGAUGGCGUAACCUGCACAGAUAUCAAUGAAUGUGAACUUGGAAUUGAUAACUGUCAUUCUCAAGCAUCAUGUCGCAAUACCAAUGGGUCGUUCGACUGUUCUUGCAACUUUGGCUUUAGUGGAGAUGGAAUAGCAUGCAACGCGACAAGACCUUCUAAUACAUCUAAUCCAGGCACCAUUCCACCCACUACUAAUCCAGGCAACGCGACAAGAUCUUCUAAUACAUCUAAUCCAGAUACAACGCCUUCUUAUAUAUCAAGUCCAGGCACCAUUCCACCCACUACUAAUCCAGGCAACGCGACAAGAUCUUCUAAUACAUCUAAUCCAGAUACGACGCCUUCUUAUACAUCAAGU
Molecule: messenger RNA, 891 nt
Organism: Dendronephthya gigantea
Lineage: Eukaryota; Metazoa; Cnidaria; Anthozoa; Malacalcyonacea; Nephtheidae
Product: protein kinase C-binding protein NELL2-like
Exons: 13
Molecular function (GO): calcium ion binding
Source: RefSeq, a predicted model, not a curated record